GUCGACUCCUGUAUCUGUAAAACACAGGUCAACAUAAAAUCGGAGUAGUAAACAUGUAUGUAUAAAUGUGGUAAAUACGACUUCUUACUGUACUUAAUUCUAUAAUAAUUGUUUCAAUGACAGAAGAGGAAAUUUCCGUCUGACAUUUAAAUGAAUAUAUACAGCUAUAGAUGGCUGCAGAGGACACUGACGUCACUCCUUGGCCUGUCGUCUGCGCAAUUGACUUUGGGACUACAUACAGUGGAUAUGCUUAUUCCAUGCGACCUGACUACGAAAGAAAUCCCUUAAACAUUGAAUCCAACCCACCUUGGUUUAACGAAGGACAAGGAACAUCGAAAACUCCCACGUGCAUUCUCUUCGACAAAUCUGGAAAUUUUCACUCAUUUGGAUAUGAUGCUGAGAGAAAAUAUGCUACUUUGGCUGAAAGAGCUCAAGAAAAACAGGAAGACGAAGAAGAAGACGAGGAUAGUGAUGAUGAAGACGACAGUGAAAAAGAUGAGGAAAAUAAAGACAAACCUAAGGAAGAUGGAUUUGACGAUUGGCUUUUCUUUAGGAGAUUCAAAAUGAAGCUAUUCCAAGAUGCAUCUGUGAGGAGAAAUCGAAAAUUAAAGAACUUAAAUUUACAGGCGGAGAAUGGAAAGAAGUUGCCGGCAUUGAAAAUAUUUUCUGAAGCUAUAAGGUUUCUGAAAGAACAUUUCGAAGGCUUAUUGGAAAAAGCAACGUUGCGAGAUGAUAACAAUGCAUCUAACAAUUCAGCUACAACACGUCAGGGUUCAGAGAAUUCAAAUACUUCCGGGAAUUUAUCGGAACCCCCCGAUGAUUUUGAUGAUGAUGAUGAUAAGAAAGAUGACCCAAUAGGCCAUGAAACUUCUGCAUUAGGAAACGAAGACAUUUCUUCCUGGUCCGCUGAUAUAUUGUGGGUUCUCACAGUUCCUGCCAUUUGGUCUGAUGAAGCCAAACAGUUCAUGAGAGAAGCAGCUAUUCAGGCUGGCAUACAGGACGAUCAUUUGGUUCUUGCUUUGGAGCCAGAGUCUGCAGCUCUGCUCUGUAAACAGUUGGCUUUGACAAAAGCAGCCCAGGAUAUUAAUAUAAGGAUGUUUGACCCUGGAAGCAAAUUCAUGGUGGUUGACUGUGGAGGUGGAACAGUGGAUGUUACCUCAUACGAGGUAAAGGAGAACAGUUCACUGAAAGAACUGCACUGUGCCUCGGGGGACGCAGUAGGAGGUACUAAUGUAGACAAACUUUUCUUUGAUUUGAUAAACAGCAUCUUUGGGGAAGAUAUAGUAAACAAAUUUAAGUGCAAUUCGCCUUCAGAUUGGCUGGAACUUUUAAGAAGUUUCGAAGUUAAAAAAAAAGGAAUCGGGAAAGAGAAUAUUAAUAACGAAAAGGCGGAACCAGUCACUUUUUCCAACCUAGGUGAUCUAUUUAAGGAAUUUGCCAAGUCUAACGAAAACAAAAGCGUAGCAACGCAAAUACAAGAGAUGGGAUUAAAAAAGAAAAUAAAAAAGUUUAGCAGUGCUAAGUUGCGUAUUGAUGAAAACUUCUUAAUUGAAAAAGUGUUUCAGGGUCCAAUAGAGGAUGUGACUAAUCAUUUGAAGGAACUUUUCACCAAAGAAGAGAUAGCUGAUAUUGGUAUCAUUCUACUCGUUGGCGGUUUUUCGGAAUGUCCGUUGCUACAAAAAGCAAUCCAGAGUCAGUUCCGAGACAAGAAAGUGAUCAAUCCUCGAGAGGGAAGUGUUGCUGUGAUGAAGGGGGCUGUUCUGUUUGGACAUAGUCCUGAGAAUCUAGUAAGGAAGGCAAUAGAAAAGGGAUUGGAAGUCACUCCAAUAACCACAGAGAGUAUCAUACGAAAAAGCAAAGCAUAUUAUGGCGUUGCCACUGAUGUCCCUUUUAUUGAAGGUGAACAUCUACCAUUGUACAGAUCCAUGAAUCAAGAGGGGGAGAUUGUGUGUACUGACGUGUUUGAUUGUUUGAUAAAAAAGAACCAAGAACUAGAAAUAGGUAAAACUAUCAUAGAAAAGCGUUUUAAUUCAUCAACUUCUCAUAAAGCAAACGUUGAAAUAUAUCGCGCCAAUAGCGAUGUCCAAUACUGUAAUAAUGAGGGCUGCAAAAUAAUUGGCCACAUUCGUGCCGUCUUUGAGGAUGAUUGUUUUCUACCUGAAAGAAGAAUAUUUAAGGUUCAGCUACAUUUUGGGUUUACAGAGAAAAUUGCUACCGCAGUGGAUCUUACGACGAACAAAUCCUGGAAAGUCAAACUUAACUGUCUUCUCUAAAGUGUUUGGGAAAUUAUAUUCAAAGAGUUCGAUAUUAUGUUUACAUUUAUAUUUUUUGUAUACAAAUUACAAUUUGAACUUUGACAUAUAUUU
Molecule: messenger RNA, 2366 nt
Organism: Saccostrea cuccullata (small rock oyster)
Lineage: Eukaryota; Metazoa; Mollusca; Bivalvia; Ostreida; Ostreidae
Product: heat shock 70 kDa protein 12B-like
Exons: 5
Coding region: 171-2273 (700 amino acids)
Molecular function (GO): ATP-dependent protein folding chaperone; ATP binding
Source: RefSeq, a predicted model, not a curated record